CUUUGCUUGAGUCUUUGGUUUUGUGACGGGGGAUCCGGAUCACUGAUCAGGAGAAGCGGGGGAAGGUUGCUGUGGGAGGAUCAGGAAGCCGGGGCACAGAUCUGAAGGAGGGACUUUUUAUUUAGUCAUGUUAAUAGCAACUUGAAGCACUGAUUUUAAUUCCCAAACAACCGGCGUACCAUGAGGUGUUACCUGCUUCUGCUCUGCGCUGUGGGGGCUGCCUCCCAGCCCGUGUGUAACCACCCUCCGAGCACCUGGUGCAGCUCCUGGGAAAUUGCCAAGGAAUGCCAGGUGGAAAAACAAUGCUUGGAAUUCUACUCUAAUCGUGAUUUGAAGAAGUCUUCUGAACCAGCUAUUCAGAUAGAUUUAUUCUAUGAAAGUCUCUGUGGAGGUUGUAGAGGUUUCCUUGUCCGGCAACUUUUUCCAUCGUGGCUGAUGCUCGCUGAAAUAAUCAAUGUGACAUUAGUUCCUUAUGGGAAUGCACAGGAAACAAACAUCACUGGUAAAUGGGUUUUUGAUUGCCAACAUGGACCUGAGGAAUGUCUGGGAAACAUGAUGGAGGCCUGUCUUAUCCAUAUUCUUGAUGAUAUAUACAAAUAUUUUCCAAUCAUUUUUUGCAUGGAGUCUUCCAACAACAUCACAAAAUCUUUGGAAUCCUGCCUUGCAGUUUAUGCACCUGAGUUACCACUUAAAACUGUAUUGGAGUGUGUAAAUGGGGAUUUGGGGAACAAGCUUAUGCACGAAAAUGCUCAAAAAACCAAAGGACUCAGUCCUCCUCACAAUUAUGUGCCCUGGAUUGUCAUUGAUGGGAUGCACACUGAUGAUCUUCAAGCACAAGCUCAAAGUUCUCUCUUUAACCUUGUUUGUGACACAUACAAAGGACCAAAGCCAGAACCCUGCUUGCACAGUGAAAUAACACCAUUAAAAAGGGAUGUUCUCUGCCUAAACUGAAUUACUCCUGAAUUGCUCCUACAGAAAACUAUUCCAACACCAGGGCAAAUGUACUUUUCAGACUAACCGUGUGUUUUUGUUUUCCCUUUUUUCUUUUUCUUUUCCCAAUUCCUUAUGUACUUUCAACAGUAUAACUAUAUUUUGGGUUUGCACCUUGCAUUUCACUAGAGGCCUUUCUUCAUACAGGGUUGCAGGGUGAGACCUUUUAAUGGUGUAUGUUCCCUGACAUGACAAUGCCCAAACUGUGACUGAAUGGCUACGUACUACUAAUUCACAUCUGCUUAAAUGUGUUUUAGUGUAAUGGAAUACCUAGUUGACAUUGUUGUGGUUUGACCUGUACACAUUAUGGGCAGACUUGGGUGCUUUCUGCUGAUACUAUUUGGGUACCAGCUGUUUUUAUCUAGACCUAUCCCCAGUUUCAUCAACCACAAACACCUGCACAGUAUGCCACAACCCCAGUGCCAACUUCUUGUAAUUUAUUUCCAACACUACAGAUUUAUGCAAGAUAAAGAAAGUUGUGUUAGCAAUUAGGAAAACAAAUUGAUCUACCUCAGUCUUUCCUGAAGGCGGAGACGACUUGAUCAGUUUUGUAGGCUUUACACAAACAAACUAACUGGGAAAUUAUUGAGGCCAAAGUGUCUAAAGCAUAGAAAAUAAACUUUCCAAGUUCACUGCUUUUCAGUGACCGGAAGAGGCGGUAUCCAUAACUAGUCAACAGUAAAAUUAGGCUGCAGCCUUCUUAGAAGCUGUCACUCUAGAUAACCAAUGGGAGAAAAUCAGGUUAUUGAAAAGUAAAGAAACAUUCAUCAUAUUUAUAGAUUUUUCUAAUUACACAUGGUUUUCAGUGAAAGGAAAAUGGAGAAAUGAAAUUAAGAUGCAUUUAAAUUCUUUACUGCUUACCGUAUGGUUACUCAUUAAUAAUAGGUGUAUUAAAGGAAUAGUAAAUCUAA
Messenger RNA from Xenopus tropicalis (tropical clawed frog), 1901 nucleotides. Lineage: Eukaryota; Metazoa; Chordata; Amphibia; Anura; Pipidae. The record is from RefSeq and is a predicted model, not a curated record.